AUGCGCCUGCUGGGGCUGAAGGAUACUCUCCUCAACGUGCUUGACUCCGACGGUGAGGAAGACGACAUCGAGAAUGACAGAAAGAAAAAUGAAGAGGUAUAUGCAGAAAUGAUACAGUUCUUGGACGAUAAAAGCCUGUCGCUAAUAAUGAGAGAUGCUACCGACAACGGAAGAAAAGCUCUCCAGAUACUGAGGGACUAUUAUGCAGAUGCACUUUGCAGACGGAAAAGAAAGGACAACGUCAAACAAGCUGCUGAAGACGAACAGGGUAAAGAAAAUGAAUAUGCCUUCAAGAUGAGCGACUCCCAGGAAAGUGGAUGGAACCACAGAGGGCUUAUGGUCGACACGGGAGCAACGUCGCAUAUCGUUACGGAUAUCGGGAAGUUUAAGAAGUUCGACAACACGUUCCAGUCUGAGAAGCACUUCAUCGAAUUGGCUGACGGCACCAGGGCAAACGGUGUGGCGCUCAGGAGGGGCGACGCGGAGGUGAACCUGGUGAACCGCGAGGGAAAGCGAGUGAAGGCUACACUGAAGAAUGCGCUCUUCAUCCCGACAUAUCCUCAGGACAUUUUCUCGGUAAAAGCAGCAACGACCAACGGAGCCUCGGUUAAGUUCAAGCAAGGAGAAGACGAACUCAUCCACGAGAGUGGUACAAGGUUUGACAUUAAAGAACACAAUAGACUUUAUUACUUGCAAGUCUUUACCUUUUAUCCCGGGAGAGUGGUGGUGGUCUUUUGGAAGGGGUCACAUGGCUACCUUCUCCAAGAUGCAACUGAGGAAGCCAAGCGUUGGAAGGACCCCUCUGUCUCUCUGAAGGACAAGUCAGCACCCAUAAAGGAGGAACAGAUGAGGGCAAGGGCGCGCACUUUGGUCCGUGACAGAGGGGGGGAUGUGUCUGACCAAACGGAGGUGUUGGGGGAGUAUAUUUUACAGUUUGGAAAGUAUAAGGGGAAAUUGUUCAGAUGGCUCCUUGAGAAUGAUGUGGGGUACACUCUGUACCUCAUUAAACAUUUUGAAAAGGAGCAAACAGCUGGCGUCCCUCUGGAUGGGCCCAGCAAAGACAGCCUGCGGUCUUUUGUUGGAUAUGCCACUUCCUUCAAGGAAAUCAAGGCAGUGCUGCAGUACGAGGCCAGGAGGACGGUGGCUGUCAGCUCAGUGGAGGAGGAUCAACAGGUUGGCUUUGGCCGCAUGCCGACAAGGACCUGGGGUGACGUCUGGGAGGGUCGGGCAGAUGGCUUUGCAGCAUUCGUUCUGUCCCAGACCACCACUCCAGGAACUAGCAUGGACAAACUGAAGCGGUACCUGACGAAGAAGACCCAGGAGGCAUCCAUGUCCUCGCCUCUGCUCGCCUCCAGCCAAGCCGUGGACAUGGAUGAAGAUGAAGACCUGGAGCAAGCCAUGCUGGACAUCUCCCCCUCCAAGAUGGUCAAGCAGGGCUGUGCAUCUUCAUCUCCCAGGAAUAAGAGACCAGCACGCCGAGGUCUCUUUGCAUAUCAGUUCUUAGGACCAAGACAUGACUCUUGGUCAAUGUUCAUGCCACGUUCCUGGCCUUGAUCAAUGUUCAUGCCACGUUCCUGGCCUUGUUCAAUGUUUAUGGUGUUCUGCUGUUCAAAACUCCAUUCAUGAAUUUACACCCUCUCCAUCGUUGAUGGUAAGUGUUUUUUUUCUUAUACUCUGCAUGAUUCCCAUUAUGAAUUUACAGGCUCUUC
Messenger RNA from Osmerus eperlanus (European smelt), 1709 nucleotides. RefSeq lists its product as uncharacterized. The transcript is spliced from 5 exons. Bases 1 to 1554 code for a protein of 517 amino acids. NCBI's taxonomy places the organism in Eukaryota, Metazoa, Chordata, Actinopteri, Osmeriformes, Osmeridae. The record is from RefSeq and is a predicted model, not a curated record.